This is a messenger RNA of Tetrahymena thermophila SB210, 3099 nucleotides long. RefSeq lists its product as hypothetical. Lineage: Eukaryota; Ciliophora; Oligohymenophorea; Hymenostomatida; Tetrahymenidae. The transcript is spliced from 2 exons. The record is from RefSeq and is a predicted model, not a curated record.
UAAGAAAAAACUUAAAAAAAAUAGGUGAAAAAAAAGAAUAGAUCGAUCUUUCACAUUAGCAUCUUAUCAAAAAAUUAUUGGGCAAAAAUCUAGCAUAUUGAAAUUAAAAUUAGAUUGAAUUAAGAGACGCAUAGUUCGAUUGAUCGAUUGAAGUAAAAAAUGAUUGACACCAUUAAAGAGAAUUAUUUAAAAAAUUCUAUAGAAAUUUAAGAGGAACUUUCUACUAAAGCUCAUUAUGGAAAGAAUUUGGAGGUAAAUCAAGAAAAGAUGGUUUAGGAAAGCUAUUUACAGGCAAAUGAUUAGUCUAUUACAUAAGGUCAUUUUUAAUAUGACAAAUAAAUAGAAUUAGCAGUGCCUUUGUCAAAAAAAGAAUUUGACAUCUAAAAGAUUAAUACAGCUAUACCUGAUAUAUAGAAUCAUAAAAUUUCUUAAUAAAAAAUUUAAAAUUCCUCUAUUCUUAACCCUAAUUAUUAUAAUUAAUCUUCAAUUAAUCCUUCUAGAAUACUGGGCUACCAUAACAAAAUUAUACCAAAUAAAUAGUAAUAUAAUAAAAUCUAUGAAAAUCAUUAACCUGAAGAACAUCUCAAGCCAGAGGAAAUUAAUAAUAGGUAUUCUAGGUAUUAAUUUUAACCACCUCUAUAGCAAUUUCAGCUUGAUCAAUAAUAAAUUAUUCCCGAGCUAAGCGAAGAUAAAAGCGAAGUAAAUGCUUAGAUGAUUUUUUUACCAAAUUAAAAUUUAAAGACUAUGAAAAUAUCAAAUGAUAUAUCAAAUUAUAAUUACACCCCACAAUAAUUAGAAUAUAAAGGAUAAAUUUCCAAAAAUAUUAAUUAAAAUAUCUAAAAUCCAAAUUAAUUAAAUUAGAAUUGCUUUAGUGGUAAUAGAGAGAAUUUUGUAUAAAGACAAUAUUUCAAUAGAUAUAAUAACUAAUAUGAAAGAAUAGGAGUUGAUACAUCGAAUGAUAGAUAUAAUUAAAAUUACAUGCUCCAUGCUUAAAUGAAUUAAUAAAAAAAUUUAAUUCACCCAGGUCAUGAGCCCGAAGAGGAUGAUAACCUUGAAUAGAAAUUAAUUUUGACUAAUCAGGAAUUUGAAAAUCUAAAAAAUACAUUAUAACAAAAAAAAGUAUUACUUGAAAUGAAGUAAAAAAUCAGAUAAGAACUUGUUAGGCUUAUCUAGAAAGAAAGUAACAAUUUGUAAGAUUAGAAAGAAUUUUGUCAAUAGCUAUUGCAAGCCAUAUAAGAUUGUUUAGACCUCGAGCAAAGAAAACGUGAAAUCUAAUCUUAGCUAUUUGUCAAUCUGGAAGAAUAAGAGGAUAUUUAAAAAAAAAUAUAAUAGCAAAAAUAGAAGUCAGCAACAUAUAAAGCAAAUAAAUAAGGAGAAAACAAAACAAAUUCUGCAGACCAUAGUACCUAACUUUAGUUAAGUUCUUAAGCCAGUUUAAUUAAGCCCCUUUAGGAUGAUAAUAUCAAGUUAGAAUAUGAUGCAUCAGAGAAAUAGGACAAGAACAUAGCCAUUUCAUUAGCUGAAAAUGGUUAAACUAAUUCUGAUUAGAAUUCUAGUUAAUUUGUAAAAUUAAGCGAUAAAUAAUAAAAUCAAAACUUUGACGAUAAUUAGUUAAAAAGUACAGAAAUUAUUAAUUAAAUUGGAGAAAGUCAAAGCAAUCAUGAAUUAUAAUAAAAUGGAAUAUUAAUAAAAAAAGAAAGCGAGAAUGCUGACCAUCCAAUUAUCCUGAACAACCAUUAGUAUUAGUUUAAUCAAGCUUAAUAUGAAAAUGCAUUGUAAAGAAAAAUUAAUUAUUGCUAAUAGUUUGAAAAUAAAUUACAAUAGAAUUAUCUUGAAAAAAUUAUUAAUCCUUGUUAAGCUUUUCCCCAUUCAGCUUUAUCUAUUAUUUGUCAAAAAUAAAAUUAGAUUCAUCCACCUCCUCCCCCUUAUUAGUUUGAAACAAAAGAAUAUUUAUAUUCUAACUAUUAGUCAUAAUAGAUUCGAAAUCACGAGUCUCUACUUUAGGGUUAGCAAUAAUUAAAUUAGAAUUUAGAUCCUUUGCAAAUUGUUAUCAAAGAAGAGCAUAAUGCUGCAUGUUUAAAUCUAAUAGGUAAUAGAGGAGAAGGUUUUGGUUCAAAACAAGUUAGUAGCAUGAUUGAGGAAAACCAAAACAAUUCAAAUACUGCAUAUAAUAAAAACGAAUCUAGAAUUUUAGAUAUAUCAUAGUAAAGCUUUUAGGUUGUAGAGAAUCAAAUCAAGAUAGAAUAAGCAAAUAAUGAUUACAAUUUAGAUUAGCAAACCAGUGGUAAACAAACCUAACUCCAAAGAAUCAUUGAUGCUUAUAAUAAAACAUAAAAGUUUAAAGAAACUCAUGGACAUCUCAGUAAACUUAAAAAACAGAUAGAGAAAAAGCCGAAAAAAUAUUCAGAUACGAAAGAUUUGAUUAGAUUCAGAAAAGGUUAAGAAAAAGAUAUUCAAAUAGCAAGUUUCUAGAAAUUAUCUGAAUCAGAACUUUAAAAGAAAUUGCAAUUUCAUAACUAGCUUAAAAUUUUUAUGCUUUAGUCAAGCAAAUAUAUAAAAGAGUAGAUUUCAUUGUAAAUUAAAAUCGUUGAUAACGAAGCUAAUAGGGUAAUUAAUGAGUAGCACAUUAGGUAUCUAGAUGCUUUCAAGAAUAGGUUUACGAAAAGUGAUCUUUCUCACUUUUUGAAAGAAAUUGAUGAAAUAAGCUUUGAUGAAAUAGAUGAGAAUAUGAAAGAGCUUGAUUCAAAGCUAAAGCUGAUAAAGUAACGUAAAAUAACUUACAUCAUCACCAUCAUUAAAAGCUUUACAAACUUAGAAUAAUUCAAAUAAAUUUUCCCUGAAGAAAAUAGUCAAAUAUUUGAGUAAAAUUCUACUUAUUUGAGUUAGUACUUGCUCGAUAAUCCAAUAAAAAUUUAAGAAAUCAACCAAUACAUUGGUAAAAUUAAUUAUUUUAAUAAAACGAAUCGUAUGUACCUCCAAAGGUAUUGUCUCUUCCAGCUUGGCAUAACUGCUUGCAAAAAGAAAGCAAGUAAGCUUGACCAACUCUACAUUAAAAACUAUGUACUUUAGAUGUUAUCAAACCCAAGUAAUAUUGAAUGA